CUGUGAGCCCGAAUCCCGGAGUUCUCCGCAAGUUCCGACCAGAUUCUGGCCUCCGGACACGCCUCUCCGGGCGCAGCGAGCAGCCCUCAGAGUUGGCUCGGGUUCAUCCUGGGGCCCCUCUGUAGUCUGAAAGCGCCGCGAACUGAGCCUCCAUUUCCGAAGCGAAAGCAUUCCUACGGGAGAACAUACCACCUCUUGAAGGAGGACCACGUUGCUAAAGGGAAAAAUCUGAGGGCGCUCUGUACAGAACACUUAAGCUCUUGGCUUUUUUCCCCACUGUAAAGGUGAAAAUGGGGCGGGCACGGUGCUGGUUAUUUUAAGAGGUAACGUACCGGAACGUUUACACACACACACUAUGUUGAAUACACGGUGAACGUGGGUUUGCCCACAACAAAGAUGGCGUCCACACAUGUUAACCGGGUGCGGUCACGUCCUCAUAGACCAGGAUGCGGGCCAGUAUGACUUCAGAUGACAAGCGGAUGUAAAAGCUCACUUCCGGGUGGGACCAAUCGGGCGCCAUCUUGUCUUGUUCGUGAAGAAGUAGAAGCAUCGGAAGGGUUGGAGAGGUGUUAACAAGAGCGGUGGCGACAGCGGUGUUCGGAGCCAGUGUGGGGCAUAAGUAAUCUUGUUGCUAUGCUUCCAAGCUGUAGCCUGAAUCAACCUAAAUUUUAAACAGAAGGUGAACCUCUGAGGCUGGAAGUGAGAUCCAGAAGCUUAACAGAUCCAGUGAAACAUUUUUUGGUGAAACUAUUGCUAGUGAUUCCGGAUAGAAAGUCAAGUAUAUGUAAAAGUCAGGAUGUGGGACCAAGGAGGAGGACAGCCUUGGCAGCAGUGGCCCCUGAACCAGCAGCAAUGGAUGCAGUCAUUCCAGCACCAGCAGGAUCCAAGCCAGAUUGAUUGGGCUGCAUUGGCUCAAGCUUGGAUUGCCCAAAGAGAAGCGUCAGGGCAGCAAAGCAUGGUAGAACAGCCACCAGGGAUGAUGCCAAAUGGACAAGAUAUGCCUACCAUGGAAUCCGGUCCAAACAAUCAUGGGAAUUUUCAAGGAGAUUCAAACUUUAACAGAAUGUGGCAACCAGAAUGGGGAAUGCAUCAGCAACCCCCACACCCCCCUCCAGAUCAGCCAUGGAUGCCACCAACACCAGGCCCAAUGGACAUUGUUCCUCCUUCUGAAGACAGCAACAGUCAGGACAGUGGGGAAUUUGCCCCUGACAACAGGCAUAUAUUUAACCAGAACAAUCACAACUUUGGUGGACCACCCGAUAAUUUUGCAGUGGGGCCAGUGAACCAGUUUGACUAUCAGCAUGGGGCUGCUUUUGGUCCACCGCAAGGUGGAUUUCAUCCUCCUUAUUGGCAACCAGGACCUCCAGGACCUCCAGCACCUCCCCAGAAUCGAAGAGAAAGGCCCUCAUCAUUCAGGGAUCGGCAGCGAUCGCCUAUUGCACUUCCUGUGAAGCAGGAGCCUCCACAAAUUGAUGCAGUAAAACGCAGAACUCUUCCAGCUUGGAUUCGGGAAGGUCUUGAAAAAAUGGAACGUGAAAAGCAGAAGAAGUUGGAGAAAGAAAGAAUGGAACAGCAACGUUCACAGUUGUCCAAAAAAGAAAAGAAAGCCACAGAAGAUGCUGAAGGAGGGGAUGGUCCUCGUUUACCUCAGAGGAGUAAAUUUGACAGUGAUGAGGAAGAUGAAGACGCUGAAAAUGUUGAGGCUGCAAGCAGUGGGAAAGUCACCAGAAGUCCAUCUCCAGUUCCUCAAGAAGAGCAAAGUGAACCAGAGAUGACUGAAGAAGAGAAGGAGUAUCAAAUGAUGUUGCUGACAAAGACGCUUCUGACUGAAAUCCUACUGGAUGUCACAGAUGAAGAAAUUUAUUAUGUAGCCAAAGAUGCGCACCGGAAAGCAACGAAAGCUCCUGCAAAACAGCUGGCACAGUCCAGUGCACUGGCCUCCCUCACUGGACUCGGUGGACUGGGUGGUUAUGGAUCCGGAGACAGUGAAGAUGAGAGGAGUGACAGAGGCUCUGAGUCAUCUGAUACUGAUGAGGAGGAAUUACGGCACCGAAUCCGGCAAAAACAGGAAGCUUUUUGGAGAAAAGAAAAAGAACAGCAGCUGUUACAUGAUAAACAGAUGGAAGGUAUAUCUUUGAGAUUUGAUAGCUUUAAGUUAGUUGAAUUUAUCCAUAAAGAGCAAAAUAGUUUAUCACUACUAGAAACAAGAGAAGCAGAUGGUGAUGUGGUUAAUGAAAAGAAAAGAACUCCAAAUGAAACUCCAUUAGUUUUAGAACCAAAAAAAGAGCAUAAAGAGAAAGAGAAACAAGGCAGGAGUAGGUCAGGCAGUUCUAGUAGUGGGAGUUCCAGUAGCAAUAGCAGAACUAGUAGUACCAGUAGUACUGCGUCUAGCUCUUCAUACAGUUCGAGCUCAGGUAGUAGCCGCACUUCUUCUCGAUCUUCUUCUCCUAAAAGGAAAAAGAGGCACAGUAGGAGCAGAUCUCCAGCAGUUAAAGCCAGACGUAGUAGGAGUAGAAGUUACUCUCGCAGAAUUAAAAUAGAGAGCAGCAGGGCUAGAGUCAAGGUUAGAGACAGGAGGAGAUCUACUAGAAAUAGCAUUGAAAGAGAGAGACGGCGAAAUCGGAGCCCUUCCCGAGACAGGCGUAGAAGUAGAAGUCGCUCAAGAGAUAGGCGAGCCAAUCGGUCCACGCGCAGUAGGAGUCGAGAUAGGCGUAAAAUUGAUGAUCCACGUGGAAAUCUUAGUGGGAGCAGUCAUAAGCAUAAAGGUGAGGCUAAAGAACAAGAGAGAAAAAAGGAGAGGAGUCGAAGUGUAGAUAAAGAUAGGAAAAGGAAAGACAAAGAAAGGGAGCGUGAACAGGAUAGGAGAAAAGAGAAACAAAAAAGGGACGAAAAAGAUUUUAAGUUCAGUAAUCAGGACGAUAGGUUAAAAAGGAAACGAGAAAGUGAAAGAACAUUCUCUAGGAGUGGUUCGAUAUCUGUUAAAAUCAUCAGACAUGAUUCUAGACAGGAUAGUAAGAAAAGUGCCACCAAAGACAGUAGAAAACAUUCAGGCUCUGAUUCUAGUGGAAGGAGCAGUUCUGAAUCUCCAGGAAGUAGCAAAGAAAAGAAGGCUAAGAAGCCUAAACAUAGUCGAUCGCGAUCCGUGGAGAAAUCUCAAAGGUCUGGUAAGAAGGCAAGCCGCAAACACAAGUCUAAGUCCCGAUCAAGAUCAACAACCCCUCCCCGUCGAAAACGCUGAGGAAUGAUGUGGCAAGAAUGCCAUGAUGUUUAAAAAAUUCCAUGAGUUUUAAGGGCUUGUCUCAUUAUAGAGGCACAUUGUGGCUGUGUAGGUGAAACCAGAAUCUUUUUUUUUUUUUAAUCUGUAAAUAGGUGUACUUUUUCCAAAUGCUGCUCCAAGUUACUUAAUAGGAUUUCUUUGUAUUACAUUUUUUUCAAAAAUAGUGCAUAAUAAGACUAUAAACAUGCCAUUCUCUUUCAGCUGUAAUGUUCUUAAAGUUAUUCUUGAAUGUACUGUGAUGUCAAUAAAGCUCUUUAGUUCAUUUUUGUUAACUUCUUGCACCUUAAUUUUGAUUUUAAUCUAAGGAACGUACUCUUUUAUAAAAAGGCAGCUGGAAUUUUGUAUAACAGGUUUCAAAGGUACUUCCUCUCAUCUCCCCCAAAGAAAAUGGUUUUAACUUAAUAGUGUGUCAAAAGUUUGUAAAUUGUACCCAUGGAUUUUUGUCAAAUUCCAACUUUAAGGGUGUGGAAGAGGGCCAGAAAUAGAUCUUUACUUUCUUGGGGGAAGCACUUGACAUAUUUUUAGAUUUUUCUUCCUAUUUUGGGGAUUUCAAGUAAUAUAUUCUCUGUGUGUAUAAAGUAUGGUUCAUCUCCUGUAAAAUGAAAUUGCUGGAAUCAGUCAAGCCAGUGCACCAUUAGAGUUUUUCAUAAGGAAUGAUUGUGUGUGACACUAAUAGUCAAAUCUGGAACUAUAUUCUGCAGUGACCCACUUCUGCUUUAGAAGCAUAUUUUAAACACUUGGGGUUUAUUAUAGAAAUAAGACUCACAAUUCAAUAUAUUUAUAUUUUUAAAGUUUAAUACGACAGCUGAUUGGAGGAAUGCUGUGUUAGCAGGUUUGUGUCAGUUUCAUAACACUAAAAUGGUUUUGGCGCCUCUUAAAAUCAUGGUGAGUGGUCUAGCAAUUUAAAGCGGUCAUGACUUCUAAGUAAAAUGAGGCUUUGCAGGCAUUUAAAUGCUCAGUUGCUUUGAAGGUCUGUUUCUAUAUGAGUAAUCACUUAUCUCACAAUAGUUAAAUCUCUGAAAACAAAUGCUUUAAAAUUUUAAUUUAAAAAGAAGAGAGCAGGUGCAGGUCCCAGAAAAGCUCCAAAGUAUGCUUUCUUACCAGCAAUAUUUCAUUUUAAAAUAAGUCAGAUUUUUGCCAACAUUAGUGUUUCCUCAAAAUGAAGAUAGAAUAGAUUUGUAUAGUGUGCUCUUGUACCUCUACAUAGGUUCUUUAAUAAUUUUGAGCAGUUAUGCAUUUAUCUAGAGAAAAUGAAUCAACUGUGAAUAAAUGCAUGUUUACCAAAAAUGGUUGUUUUACAGUGCAUUUAGUUUGAUACUUAUAAAGAUGACAUUCACAGAAUAUCUUUUGAAUAGUUUGGAAUUCUAUAUAGUUUAGAUAUCAGUCACAUCUGGAGACAAAGGAAAAUGUGCAAUAUUUUUUAUGUAGGUGAGCUAUAAUGUACUUAAUUACAGAAUUAUCCAAUUAAUUUGUAAUAGAUAAAUUGUAUAACAUUUUCAUAUAUUAAAGUGUUUUUUAGAUCAAUCUUCAGGUAAAAUGAUAUUUUCAAAAUAAAAUUCUACAGAAAAGUUCUGCUGGCUAUGAUAUGCACAUUUUUGGGCAAAAUACGAAUAGAGCCAAAAUUUGACAGUUAUUUACUCUGCCAUAAUAUGCAAGCUUCUUAUCACUUAAGUCUGUAGAUAUUUUUUAAAGCACAGCCAUGAUGUGUGUUAUUAUUAGUAGAUACAUCAAUGUUAAAAUUAGAUAUUUUGGUUUUUUAUAUUUUUAUGGGUAAUUUAGAGAAUUUGUCAUUUCAUUGACAUGUAAUAUAUGUUUACCUUGAGUGGUAAGAUUUUUUUAAAAUGGGGCUUCCAUGAUUGGGGAUGUGAAUGCUAAAACUUACACAGAAUUUAAUUAGAUGUAUAAUUUGGUCAUUAAAUCUUCUAAAAUGACACCACCAGAAAAAUAAUAUUCAGUUUUUGAGAUAAUCAUUGGUCUGGCUUGGUUAAUAAAAACUGUCUUAAGAGGUU
Manis javanica (Malayan pangolin) is the source of this 5286-nucleotide messenger RNA. NCBI's taxonomy places the organism in Eukaryota, Metazoa, Chordata, Mammalia, Pholidota, Manidae. The record is from RefSeq and is a predicted model, not a curated record.